AUGUCUUCCACCACGCACAACUGCACCGAGUGCUCCGUUUCCACUCCCUCCCUCGUCAUCGCAACCAACCACGUCAACGCCUCGAACCAAAACAAGCGUCAGUGGCGUUGCCCCGGCUGCAGCACGCGUUUCUGCAUCAAGAACGACCUGGUCAACCACACCCCAAACUGCGACAGGUUCAACACGUGGAGGAGAACGAUAAAAUGGGGGAAAGAUCUGUCGAACGCUCGCGUGAGCGCCGCCUGCGACUUCACGGAACAGCGAGCUGGAGCCGUGGCUCAGGUCACCUCAAGUACUACACAGGCGAGCCAGAUCGUCGCUCCUCCAGCCAUGCAAUCGACUUCCACGAACGACAACGACGACAACGGCAAGCAGCGGCCGAACAGAAGCAGAAAGCUAGCCGCAGAGGAGAAGUUGUCUGAUGAGGAAGAUGCGGAAGGACAUGAAGGAACCGCACCCAAGAGAUCGCGUCGCAGCGGCAAGUCUACGGCGACCUUGAAGCCGAUGCCACAGUCCGGUCUCAAGAGCACGAUGGACAGCUCUGCUGCGCCUACGGGUCCAGGGGCGUUUGGUGGAGAGGUCGAGGAACACGUCUGGACCACGCUCGACGAUGGUGACGAAGAGAACCUCGGCGAUGUGGACUGGAAUGGAGGCUUCGACUUCGGAGGGUGGGAAGAGGCACCAUUGUUGCCGGCACUCGAGACACGCGUGUCCACCAUGACGAAUGUACAUCAGGCUAUGACGGAAGCCAAUCGCAUCGACUACUCCGGCGAUGGUGGGUACGGCAGACCUCAGCCUGAAUGGAACAGGUCGCGCUUCGGUCCAAGUGGGAUCACCGAGUUCGCGGAGUACGUGGAGGAGUCGAGAAAGAAGGCGAACGCAAAGGCCGCCAACACGCCAGCGCAGAACUGA
Molecule: messenger RNA, 912 nt
Organism: Zymoseptoria tritici IPO323
Lineage: Eukaryota; Fungi; Ascomycota; Dothideomycetes; Mycosphaerellales; Mycosphaerellaceae
Exons: 1
Coding region: 1-912 (303 amino acids)
Source: RefSeq, a predicted model, not a curated record